This is a messenger RNA of Trichomonas vaginalis G3, 558 nucleotides long. RefSeq lists its product as uncharacterized. NCBI's taxonomy places the organism in Eukaryota, Parabasalia, Trichomonadida, Trichomonadidae. The record is from RefSeq and is a predicted model, not a curated record. The transcript has a single exon. The coding region runs from base 1 to 558 and encodes 185 amino acids.
AUGUAUAGACAAAUACCUUUAUCUGUUGCGUUCAGUAGUGAAAACCCUGACGUCAAAAUAAAGGGGAACAGAGUAACGUUUAAGUUUCCAACAGACUGGAUUGUGAACAUAAAUGAAGAGAAGUACAUUGGCAUAACAAAUAUGUAUAUAACACGUGCUUUCAGAAAGGUUGACUUUAUACUUCAAGUCGAGAUAGAAAAUGACGAACAGUCUUUAAGCGCCCAAAACAUUCACAUAUACAAAUACUUUAAAGACGAUACAACAUUGUUGCAAUGUAUGAUUUCAUUUAAUGAGAUGUUCGAGAAAAAGUUCAACAUUGAAGUACAAACUUUACAGCCUUUACGUGAGUUUCUUGCACAACUGAAAGAAGAAGGUAGUCAGCCACAACUUAUAGACUUUCAUUAUGAAUUUAAUGAAAAUGAAGAUGGAACUCAUGACUGUCAAUUCAUUGUAUUCUCACCAUUCAAUGAAGUCGCUAAAGAGAAAGAAAAUCCAUUACGUAUAAGAUUUCAAAUCUCUGAACCACGUGAUGAUUUCAAGAAUGUUUUCCACUCAUGA